AAUGUCUGGUCGAGAUGGAGGUAAGAAAAAGCCCUUAAAGGCACCAAAGAAGGAAUCAAAAGUUUUAGACGAUCAAGACGUAGCUUUCAAGCAAAAGCAAAAAGAGCAACAAAAAGCAUUAGCCGAAGCAGCAAAAAAAGCCAGUCAAAAAGGUCCUCUAGUCACUGGUGGUAUAAAAAAAUCUGGAAAGAAAUGAUCAUGUGUAGUAUAAUGAAUGAAAUACAUGAUUGACUGUGCACAUAACUGUCUGAUUAUAACAAUAAUUUUGAGCUGGUCCAUUGUUAUACCGAUUUUCUGCGAUAUCUUUUUUUACAAUUCUUAUAUGUCGACAAAUGCUUGAAACUUGUAAAUAAAACAAUGUUAUGAUGUAUUCUUCAA
This is a messenger RNA of Formica exsecta, 378 nucleotides long. Its product is annotated as translation machinery-associated protein 7 homolog. The record is from RefSeq and is a predicted model, not a curated record. NCBI's taxonomy places the organism in Eukaryota, Metazoa, Arthropoda, Insecta, Hymenoptera, Formicidae. The coding region runs from base 2 to 196 and encodes 64 amino acids. The transcript has a single exon.